This is a messenger RNA of Megalops cyprinoides (Indo-Pacific tarpon), 7662 nucleotides long. Its product is annotated as citron Rho-interacting kinase. The record is from RefSeq and is a predicted model, not a curated record. Gene Ontology annotation, biological process: actomyosin structure organization; peptidyl-threonine phosphorylation. The coding region runs from base 79 to 6303 and encodes 2074 amino acids. Lineage: Eukaryota; Metazoa; Chordata; Actinopteri; Elopiformes; Megalopidae. Gene Ontology annotation, cellular component: cytoplasm; cytoskeleton. Gene Ontology annotation, molecular function: ATP binding; protein serine/threonine kinase activity. The transcript has 48 exons.
AUGACAAGGAAACAUUUAACACACGAAUACUAAAUAUUUAUAUUCCACGACUCGCUGGCGCAAUAAAAACAGGAAGCCAUGUUGAAGUUUAAAUACGGCGGUCAAAACAGCAUCAAGGACCUGGCCAGCCUGGAUCCCAUAACCAGCCGCUGCUCCCGACUCAAUCUGCUCUUACAGGGAAAGGGCAGUUUCCAACCGCAGCAGGGCGGGGUCAGUGUGACAAGGGAGGGGCUGCUGGAAGCCCUGCUCCUGCUCUUUCAGGAGUGCAGCUCCCCGGAGCUCAUGAAGAUCAAACAUGUGGCCAAUUUUGUCAAUAAGUUCUCAGAGGUGGUGUCAGAGCUGCGGGACCUGCAGCCAGGCCCGCGGGAUUUCGAGCAGAGGGGCAUUGUGGGCCGGGGGCGUUUCGCCGAGGUGCGGGUGGUGAAGGAGAGAGCUACGGGGGAUGUGUAUGCCAUGAAGGUCAUGAGCAAGACCUGCCUGCGCUCCAUGGACUAUAUGACUUCUUAUGAGGAGGAACGCGGCAUACUAGCAUUGAACAGCAGCCCCUGGCUCCCCCAGCUGCAACAUGCCUUCCAGGACAAAGAUAAUGUAUACCUGGUGAUGGAGUACAUGCCUGGGGGAGACCUCAUGGCUCUCAUGAACAGGUAUGAGGAGCAGUUCGACGAAGCGAUGGCGCAGUUCUACCUGUCAGAGCUGGUGCAGGCUAUCCACACAGUGCAUCAGAUGGGAUACGUGCACAGAGACAUCAAACCGGAGAACGUCCUGAUCGACCGGACCGGGCACAUCAAGCUGGCGGAUUUCGGUUCGGCGGCCAAGCUCGCGGCUAAUAAGACGGUUACGGCGUCCAGGCUGCCAGUCGGGACCCAGGACUUCCUGGCCCCCGAGGUGCUGGCUGCGAUGAGUGGGGGCGCCCAGGCCUCGUAUGGGGUGGAGUGCGACUGGUGGUCCCUGGGGGUCAUUGCCUACGAGAUGAUCUACAUGAAGUCCCCCUUCGCCGAGGGCACCUCCACCAAGACCAUCAACAACAUCAUGAACUUCCAGCGCUACCUGAAGUUUCCGGAAGAGCCCAAGGCCAGCAAGCACUUUGUGGACCUGGUGCAGAGCCUGCUGUGUGGGGUACGGGACCGCCUCGGGUUCGAGGGUCUGCGCUGCCACCCCUUUUUCUCAGGGGUCGACUGGGGCAGCCUACGGCAAGCUCUCCCUCCUUUUGUUCCCGCGCUCCGCACCGAAGAUGACACCUCCAAUUUCGACGAGCCCGAGAAGCCCUCGCCCCGGCCGACGGCUGCCCCGCUCCACCCCCAACGCCCCCCGGGCUUCCAGGGUGAGGACCUGCCCUUUCUAGGGUGGUUCUACAGCAAGGCGCUGACGGUGCUGGCCAGGACUGAAUCAGUGUCCGCAAGCCUCAACUCCCCAGCGAAGACCAACUCCCUGGAAAAAAAGCUCCACAUUAAAAGCAAAGAACUGCAGGAGACGCAAGACAGAUGUCACAAGAUGGAGCAAGAAAUCUCCCGAGUCCAGCGCAAGAUGUCUGACCUGGAGUCUGUGCUGCAGCAGAAAGAUGUGGAGCUGAAGGCCUCAGAGACACAGAGGACCAUCCUGGAGCAGGACCUGGCUACCUACAUCACAGAGUGCAGCAGCCUGAAGCGCAGCCUGGAGCAGGCACGCAUGGAGGUGUCUCAGGAGGAUGACAAGGCUCUGCAGCUGCUACACGACAUCCGCGAGCAGAGCAACAAGCUGCAGGAGAUCAAGGAGCAGGAGUACCACGCCCAGCUGGAGGAGAUGCGGGUGACAAUUCGGCAGCUGGAAGAGGACCUAUCCGCGGCCCGUCGCCGCAGCGACCUGUAUGAGUCCGAGCUGAAGGAGUCCCGGCAGACGAGUGAAGAGCUUAAGAGGAAGGCGGCCGACUAUCAGCAGAGGAUCCAGAAGGCCAAAGAACAAGGCAAGGCGGAGGUGGAGGAGCUGCUCUCCAAGCUGGAGAAGACCAAUGCAGAGCAGCAAGUGAAAAUACAGGAGCUUCAGGAGAAACUGGCCAAGGCGGUGAAGGCGAGCACGGAGGCCACGGAGCUGCUGCAGAACAUCCGGCAGGCCAAGGAGCGGCUGGAGCGCGAGCUGGAGAGGCUGCAGAGCAAGGAGGACUCCAGCGACAGCCUGCGCAGACGGCUGCGCGAGACCGAGGAUGGCAGGAAGACCCUGGAGAACCAGGUGAAGAGGCUAGAGAUGGUGGAGCGCCGGGAGAACAAGCUCAAAGAUGACAUUCAGACCAAAUCCCAGCAGAUACAGCAGAUGGCGGAUAAGAUCCUGGAGUUGGAGGAGAGUCUGCGGGAGGCCCAGGCCACUGCCCAGCGGAUGGAGACCCACCUGGUGCAGAAGGAGAGGCUGUAUGAGGACAAGAUCAAGGUUCUGGAGGCCCAGAUGAAGGCGGAUCUGGCCGAGAAAGAGGCUCUGGAGUCCAAGCGGGCCAAGCACGAGGAAGAGGCUCGGGAGAAAUGCAAGCUCAUCAGCGAGCAGACGGCGACCAUCAAUGCCAUGGACUCCAAGAUGAAGAGCCUGGAGCAGAGGAUUGCAGAGCUGUCUGAGGCCAACAAGCUGGCAGCCAACAGCAGCAUCUACACCCAGAAGAACAUGAAAGCCCAAGAGGAGAUGAUCUCCGAGCUGAGGCAGCAGAAGUUCUACCUGGAGUCGCAGGCGGGCAAGCUGGAAGCCCAGAACGCCAAGCUGGAGGAGCACCUGGAGAAGAUGAACCAGCAGGAACAGAGCAACAAGAGCCGGCUGCUGGAGCUGGAGACCAGGCUGAGAGAGGUGGGCCUGGAGCACGAGGAGCAGAAGCUGGAGAUCAAGCGGCAGGUGACGGAGCUGACGCUGUCUCUGCAGGAGCGCGAGUCGCAGAUCAGCGGGUUGCAGGUGGCGCGGCAGGCCCUGGAGAGCCAGCUCCAGCAGGCCAAGACCGAGCUGGAGGAGACCACGGCCGAGGCUGAGGAGGAGAUCACCGCGCUCAGGGCUCACCGAGACGAGAUCCAGCGCAAGUUUGACGCUCUGAGAGACAGCUGCGCGGUAAUCACUGACCUGGAGGAACAGCUGACCCAGCUGACCCAGGAGAACGCCGAACUGAACCGGCAGAACUUCUACCUGUCCAAGCAGCUGGACGAGGCUUCGGACGAGAACGAGGACCGUCUGCAGCUGAAGCAGGAUGUGGACCGGCUGCGUAGGGAGGUGGCCGACCGCGAGAUGCACCUCAACAACCAGAAACAGAACAUCGAGACCCUGAAGACGACGUGCACCAUGCUGGAGGAGCAGGUGCUGGAGCUGGAGACCCUGAACGACGAGCUGCUGGAGAAGGAGAGGCAGUGGGAGGCCUGGAGGAGCACCCUGGAGGACGAGAAGGGCCAGGCCGAGAGGAGGACCCGUGACAUGCAGAGGAUGCUGGACAACGAGAAACAGAACAGGCUGCGCGCAGACCAGCGCAGUACAGAGUCCCGCCAGGCGGUGGAGUUAGCGGUCAAGGAGCACAAGGCUGAGAUCGUGGCCCUACAGCAGGCCCUGAAGGAGCAGAAGCUGAAGGCCGAGAGCCUCUCUGAUACGCUGAACGACUUGGAGAAGAAGCACGCCAUGCUGGAGAUGAACGCCCGUAGCCUACAGCAGAAGCUGGAAUCGGAGCGGGAGCUCAAACAGAGGCUGCUGGACGAGCAAGGGAAGCUUCAGCAGCAGAUGGACAUGCAGAAGACGCACAUCUUCCGGCUGACUCAGGGCCUGCAGGAUGCCCUGGACCAGACCGACCUGCUGAAGACAGAGCGGACAGACCUGGAGUACCAGCUGGAGAACAUCCAGGCCGUGUACUCUCAUGAGAAAGUGAAGAUGGAGGGCACCAUAUCGCAGCAGACCAAACUCAUAGACUUCCUCCAGGCCAAGAUGGACCAGCCCUCCAAGAAAAAGAAGGGCAUCUUCGGCCGUCGCCGUGAGGACCUGGUCGCCGCGGCAGCAGCAGCCCAGGCGCAGGUGCCCAUGCAGUACAGCGACAUGAAGGUGGCGCUGGACAAGGAGCGGGCGCGCUGCGCCGAGCUGGAGGAGGCGCUGCAGAAGAUGCGCAUCGAGCUGCGCUCCCUGCGGGAGGAGGCGAACCACUUCAAGGCCAUGGAGCACGGCACUCCCGCCACCCCGGCCACAGCCCGCCAGCAGAUCAUCAUGUCUGCCAUCGUCAAGUCCCCCGAGCACCAGCCCAAUCCCAGCAGCCUCCUUGCCCCCUCCAACUCUGCCCGCAGGAAGGAGACCUCCACACCCGAAGAGUACGGGCGGCGCGUGAAGGAGAGGAUGCACCACAACAUCCCGCACCGCUUCACCGUCGGCCUCAACAUGAGGGCCUCCAAGUGCGCCGUCUGCCUGGACACCGUGCAUUUCGGCAGGCAGGCGGCCACCUGCGUGGAAUGUCACGCUUUGUGCCAUCCAAAAUGCUCCCCCUGCCUUCCAGCCACGUGCGGCCUACCCGCCGAGUACGCCCUGCACUUCUGCGAGGUGCUGUGCCGGGACAAAGCCAGCUCCCCCGGCCUGCAGCUCAAGGAGGCCAGCGGCCACGUGCGUCUGGAGGGCUGGAUGAAGCAACCCAGGAAUGGGAAGCGUGGUCAGGGCUGGGAGAGGAAGUACGUGGUGCUGGACGGGACCAAGGUGUCCGUCUACGAGACCGAGCCCAGAGAAGACUCGGUGAAGCCGUUGGAGGAGUUUGAGCUGUGCCUGCCCGACGGUGACGUGACAGUGCACGGAGCCGUGGGGGCGACCGAGCUGGCCAACACCGCCAAGUCAGAUAUCCCCUAUGUGCUGAAGCUGGAGUCCCACCCACACACCACCUGCUGGCCGGGCCAGUCCAUGUACUUCAUGGCCCCCAGCUUCCCCGACAAGCAGCGCUGGGUGUCAGUGCUGGAGUCCGUGGUGGCAGGAGGGCGGGCGUCACGGGAGAAAGCCGAGGCCGACGCUAAACUGCUGGGCAAUUCCCUGCUGAAGCUGGAGGGAGACGACCGCCUGGACAUCAACUGCACUCUGCCUCUCACUGACCAGAUAGUUCUGGUGGGCUCCGAGGAGGGUCUCUAUGCCCUGAAUGUGAUCAAGAACUCCCUGACCCACAUCCCCGGCCUGGGCUCCGUCUUUCAGAUCCAUAUCCUGAAGGAGCACGAGAAGCUGCUCAUGAUCACGGGGGCGGAGAGGGCGCUGUGUCUGGUCGAGAUCAAGAAGGUGAAGCAGUCCCUGUCCCAGUCCCACCUCCCCGCCCAGCCUGAGCUUGCGCCCUACAUCUUUGAGACGGUCAAAGGCUGCCACCUCUUCGCCGCGGGCAGGAUUGAGAACGGGCCAUGUAUCUGCGCGGCCAUGCCCAACAAGAUCACCAUCCUGCGCUACAACGACAACCUCAGCAAGUUCUGCAUCAGGAAGGAGAUCGAGACUCUGGAGCCCUGCAGCUGCAUACACUUCACCAGCUACAGCAUCAUCAUCGGCACCAACAAGUUCUACGAGAUCGAGAUGAAGCAGUAUGUGCUGGAAGAGUUCCUGGAUAAGAACGACGUGACGCUGGCCUCCGCUGUCUUUGCCGCCUCCUCCCACAGCUUCCCCAUCGCCAUCAUGCAGGUCAACAGCACCCCGCAGAAGGAGGAGUACCUGCUCUGCUUCCAUGAGUUCGGUGUGUUUGUGGAUGCGUACGGCAGGAGGAGCCGCAAUGAAGACAUCAAAUGGAGCCGCCUGCCUCUGGCUUUUGCUUACAGAGAGCCAUACCUGUUUGUGACCUACUUCAACUCCUUGGAUGUCAUCGAGGUCCAAGGACACUCUUCUCUGGGUCCCCCGCCCCACGCUCACCUGGACAUUCCCAACCCACGCUACCUGGGCCCGGCCAUCUCGUCCGGGGCCAUCUACCUGGCCUCCUCCUACCAGAACAAGCUGAGGGUGAUCUGCUGCAAGGGCAACCUGGUGCGUGAGUCCGGAGAACUGCAGAGAACCGGGUCCAGCCGCAGCAGCCCCAACAAGCGCGGCCCCCCCUCCUACAACGAGCACAUCUCCAAGCGGCUGGCCUCGGGUCCGGGGACACAGGAGGGCGGCCUGCACCGGGAGCCCAGCACCCCGCACCGCUACCGCGAGGGCCGCACCGAGUUCCGGCGGGACAAGUCGCCGGCGCGGCCACUGGACCGGGAGAAGUCGCCCGGCAGGAUGCUGGACAGCCGCAGAGAGAGGUCCCCCGGGAGGGUGUUCGAGGAGCGGACGCGGCUCCACACCGGCUCCGUCCGCACGCCCCUCACACCCGUCAACAAGGUGUGGGAUCAGUCGUCCGUCUGAGGGCGCUUUCUGACUGCUCUGAAGAGGAACAGGCCCUCGCCCAAUCAGACAGCACCACAGUCAAUGUUCUGUAUGGACCCAGUGAUGCCAAGGAGACACCAAACAUGGCAACUCCGGCAAUGGCACCGUGUAAAUGAUUUGAUUUUGUUGCGAGCCAUACAGCUCUGCAUUUGGGACGUCCACUCCCAGUCUCAGCCCCCUACCCCCUGUGCGCUCAUGAAGAGGGUCCCGGCUGAGAAUCCAAGUUUGAAACACAGAAAUACCGUCCACACUCAUUUCCUGCUUGCCUGUAGUCCAAUACAAUAAUCUUUAUAGCACUACUUGAUCUUCAAUACUGUAAAUAGAGUAACUCCAGUUUUUAUAGAUAAUAAAGGGAAUAUUAGGCUGGUAAAGCCAAGUCUAUUUUUAUUAACAAAGAGUUUCUAAUGUGUCCACUGAGUGUUGAAGCGUUUCCUAUUGAAAAGAUAAUCAAACAUUCUGAAUGAGUAAUACUACAUUUUCCUCUUGGCUUCUGUAGUAAUCACAGCACUUUAGAGUCAUGCAGUUUUUCAGGAGUUGGAUCUCUUUUUUUGGGUGGAGCGUUUUCGCCUGGUCCAACCGACUAACGCCUUUCAUUUAACAAGAUUUCAUUAUGCUAAUUAAGUAUUGAGCUAACCACUUUUCAGUAAGCGAUAGAGGAAAUCCUACCUUUUGCUACAAGCUUCCUUGUGUUGUGUAAAUAAUCUAUGAUCCGAGUUUUUUUCCUGUGUGGAGGAAGAAUAAGGGCACCUACCAGGGUGCAAGCAGUUUGAAGUUAAGCUCCCAGAAAGCUUUGCGAGGCUUUUCUUAGGGCCAGGUGUGAGGUACAGGUGCCCUGUUCUUUCUACUGUGCGGUGAACAAUGAUGUCCAGCGACCCUCAGGGUUUGUUUCGAGUGUUACAGCUUCCUUUUGUUGUGAGAUUGCAGUGCUGAAGUGCUACAGCUAGAAAUUUUUUCAAAAAAAUUUAAAAAAAAAAAUUAAUAUUCACAACCUUGUUACCAAAAGCACUUGUUGAAGCUGCACUGUAAAGCAUGUGUAAUUUCACUGUUUCACUCCUCUUUCCUCGAUUUUUGUGUUUUUGCCCCUUUUCCUCUAUGUAUUCACUUAAAUUGUGCAUUUAACAAAUAUAUUGUUUUUAAAAGCCGCUAACAACAUUAAUUGGCUUACCUUGAGUUUUUUAAUGUACAAGUACAUUAAACAUGACUGAACAACCCUAAAACGUGUGCCUGUUGUCCAGUGCUGUUCCCCUCUGACCUCGAUCACAGCGGUCAUUCUGCCAGUUGAAGUAUUGAAUGCUGUUGCGUCAGGAAGGAACUACUGUUGUCACAUUAAAAUCCAUU